AUGAGCAAGCUGCGCUUCUCCGUGGCGGCGUGUACGAGCGAAGACGCGGCCUUUCCGGCGUCGGGGCUGGACGAGCACGCAGCCAACAGCCAGGGCUACAUGACUGCCAAGAACUACGCGUACCCGCAGGAGCUGGUGCUGCAGCUGGCCGACGGCCUCUGCAGAGUGACCCAAGUGCAGCUGCUGUCCCACCAGACGCACAUCGCCACCAAGAUGGAGCUGUUCGUGUCCAAGAGCCUCGACUUCCAGGGAGACGCCACCAGGUUCACCCGGCUCGGCUUCCUCACGCUCAAGGCCAACACGGAGAGCAGGUACAUGGCCCGCGAGCUCAAGACGGUGCACAUCGACCAGGAGGCGGCGCUGCUCAAGCUGCGCAUCCACGCGUGCCACGUGAACGAGCACAACCUGUACAACCAGGUGGGCAUCAUGGCGAUCAACUUAGCCAACGGCUCGGAGGAUCUGAGCUUCGACAUGAGGUUCGACGCCAAGACUGCGGCCAGGAUCCGCGAGAUCCAGGUCGCCAAGGACCAGGCCGUGGCCAACGAGGACUACGACCAGGCCAAGCGACUCAAGCAGAUGGAGGAGCAGUUGAAGAGCAUCGGCCUGCAACUCGCCAGGCUCGAGGCCCAGAAGAGAGAAGCUGUGGCAAACGAGGACUACGACCUGGCCAAGAAGAUUAAACACGAGAUCGGCAUGCUCGAGGCCUCGGUGGGGAGUAAUGAGACGCAGCCGAUACUGCCGAUCCCGGCCGUGGCGCCGUCGCCAUCGAGGAGUCAAGUGCUGCCGAGGAUUGGAGCUGUUCAGCGCUCGGCGUCCAACUUUUCACCGAGGGAUAUGUAUCCUGAGGAACAGCCGCAAGUUGCCAAGAGCGGCAGCUUCUAUGGCGAUGGCAAUGGCAAUGGCUCGUUGAGACAUUCUGCACAGGGCGGGUUUCCUGGUGGCAAUGAGCAGGACCCGACGAGUGGCGCCGACUACGCUGAUAAGGGAGAAGCUGCGGAUGGUGGCCCGAACCCGCACUUUAGGGGGAUUCCGGACGCUGAAAACUUACCUGACCCGGAUGAGAUCCCACCAGCGCUUGCGAAGGAGAGCGAAGAGCUUAUUGCAGUCAUUGGUCCCUUUUUCACUCGCUGUGUCUACAGCAAUUUGUGGAAUCACCGCGAUGCUGCAAUCCGCAAGGUUACAAUGGAAAUGGACAACUACCCCGUUGAGCCGAUGCGGCUAUUGGAAAUGUGCUCCACACUUGCUCAAAGCGGCGCAGGAGACCGUAUUGCUCAAGUUGCGCUUUCAGCUUUCGGUCUCUUAGACCGUAUGGUGUCUUUUGGAGCUCGAGUGCGCCGUGAUGACAUGUGCCGCAUUCUCGGUAACAUUAUGACACAGUUGGUUAAUAAGCUGGGCGAGUCGCAGGCUAAAGUUCGCGAUGAGGCUGCAGCGGUACUUAGUCGGCUGGCGGCUGCAAAUAACGUUGGAGUGGCUUUCGUGACUUCACACCUGACGAAGCGAUCCAAGAAGCCGCUAGGACUUAAACUCCUGCAAGGCCGGCUACUCGUGCUGAAGAAGCUACUUGCAGACUUUGAUCUCCAGCCCGACAGUGAUUUUUCCGUACCUGGUAUCAUGGGAUUCCUUGAGUACUGCAACUGCUUGGCUCAUCAAAGCCGUGAGAUUCGCGAUGCCGCCAAGGAUAUCACCGUGUCGCUGUACCUUGUCGUGGGUGCCGACGUGGAAGGCUACCUAAAAUCGCUUCGACCAAAGCAGCUAGAGGAGUACCAAACAGCUUUUGAGGCUGCAGAGACAGCAAAGGCUUCAAACCGACGCGGUGGAGGAAACGCGAACGGGGGCGGCAAUGCUGCCCGACGAGACGAGAAGCCACACGAAGUUCAAGCCCCGUUCGAGGACGACGUUGAUGCCGCCGCCGAUAGCGAAGACGAGGAAUCUGUGGAUGAGUAUACGUGUCCCUUCUGCGGCGUAGUAGACGAGAAGUUCGACUCGGACUAUUUGGAUCAGCACUUCUGGGCGUCCUGUAAGAUGCUCACGCCGUGCAAGAUGUGCGGCCAGGUGAUUGAGAUCUCGACUCUGAACGAGCACCUGCUUACUGAGUGCGAGAUGCAGCAGAAUCACCGCGAGUGUCCACGGUGCGGUGAAGCCAUCACGGCAAAGUUCUUCGAGCGGCAUGUGUCCCUCAACGACUGCCCUCCGCGUGCACCACUGAACCGUGCAAACCGCUGCCCACUCUGCCACGACGAUAUCGCUCCAGGCAAGAAAGGUUGGCGACGACACUUGCUUGAAGAAGGUUGUUCAAGCAACCCGCGAAGCUAG
Molecule: messenger RNA, 2313 nt
Organism: Phytophthora sojae
Lineage: Eukaryota; Oomycota; Peronosporomycetes; Peronosporales; Peronosporaceae
Exons: 4
Coding region: 1-2313 (770 amino acids)
Cellular component (GO): cilium
Molecular function (GO): protein binding
Source: RefSeq, a predicted model, not a curated record